AUGUCGCAGACUCUGGACCCCAUCCCACGGCUGUGUCUGAGGCCCCGGCGGACACUGAAGGGCCAUUUGGCAAAGAUCUAUGCAAUGCACUGGUCAACAGACGAAAAACACCUUGUGUCCGCCUCUCAGGACGGGAAACUGAUUAUUUGGGACGCAUAUACAACCAACAAAACGCAUGCAAUCCCUCUACGCUCAUCAUGGGUUAUGACGUGUGCAUAUGCACCAAGCGGGAAUCUCGUUGCAUGUGGAGGGCUAGAUAAUAUAUGUACAAUUUAUGAUAUAUCAUCACGGGAAGGAUUUGCAAAAAUUGCACAAGAAUUAGUAGCACAUACGGGAUAUUUAAGCUGUUGCCGGUUUUUAAAUGACGAGCAAAUUCUUACAUCAAGUGGAGAUAUGUCAUGUAUUUUAUGGGAUAUAUGUAGAGGCAUAAAAAUACAAGAAUUUUUAGAUCAUUUGGGAGAUGUGAUGAGUUUAAGCAUUCAUCCAUCUAAUCCAAACAUAUUUGUGUCAGGGGCAUGUGAUGCAUUUGCAAAAAUAUGGGAUAUUCGUACAGGAAAGUCAGUGCAAACGUUUUCAGGGCAUGAAUCGGAUAUCAAUGCAGUGCAAUAUUUUCCAAACGGAUAUGCUUUUGGAACGGGAUCGGAUGAUGCAUCCUGUCGGUUAUUUGAUGUUCGGGCUGACCGAGAAUUGAAUUGUUAUGCAUCGAAUAAUAUUAUGUGUGGUAUUACGUCGAUUGCGUUUUCGAUUUCAGGAAGACUUCUUUUUGCCGGAUAUGAUGAUUUUAAUUGCAAUGUAUGGGAUGUAUUGCGUGGCGAUUGUGUUGGGACCCUUCAGGGUCAUGAUAAUCGUGUGAGUUGUGUAGGUGUGAGUGGUGAUGGGAGAAGCGUUGCAACGUGUAGUUGGGAUUCUUUGGUAAGGGCUAAUUAUGGAUGGAUUUUUUCCUCCAUAUGUUUUUUUUUUUUGCAAUUAAUUAUACCCAUAGCUAAAAAUAUGGGCAUAAUACGAAUCGACUUCUCUUUUAUCUAUCAAUAUAGCGAUCCUUAG
Messenger RNA from Pneumocystis jirovecii RU7, 1044 nucleotides. RefSeq names its product guanine nucleotide-binding protein subunit beta. Bases 1 to 1044 code for a protein of 347 amino acids. Gene Ontology annotation, biological process: G protein-coupled receptor signaling pathway. The record is from RefSeq and is a predicted model, not a curated record. Gene Ontology annotation, molecular function: protein binding; signaling receptor complex adaptor activity. Lineage: Eukaryota; Fungi; Ascomycota; Pneumocystomycetes; Pneumocystales; Pneumocystaceae. The transcript is spliced from 4 exons. Gene Ontology annotation, cellular component: cytoplasm; heterotrimeric G-protein complex.